CCCCAGGUUGAACACCUCCGCAUAUCUCGCGUUUGUUGACGAAACAAAGGGAAAGAUUUGGAGGCCUGAGAUCAUGCCCGAUCCGCUGUAUGAUUCCAUACGAGUAGAGCAUGUCGGCAAGGUGUUUGUAACUGCAGGAGGACGAGUCUUGGACGGUAAAAGAUACACUAUCGAAUCAACAUGCUUGAUGACGUUUUACAACUAUCCACACGACAAGCAGGUUUGCAACGUGCCCAUCUAUUUCGCUGGAGGAGAGAUCGCUAGGUGGCAGUUGCCACCUGUAUGGAUGAAGACUGACUCGGAAAUUUCCAUGUCCUUGCAGCAUGUCCGGUCCAUGUUCCAUAUAAACCACGUGGAGUAUCUCAGUUAUAUCGGUAGCAAUGCAAAUCCUGAGGAAACGUGCAUCUACCAGAAGCGGCUGUGCGACUAUGCAGGAUCUGAGAGCUGUUAUCUGACGGAUUUAAAAUGUACGGAAGCAGAGAAUCGAAACAAUUCGCUGUGCAUCAAAUGCAACAACUUCGGAGGGAAAUGUUCUUCGGGAAACACAGCAAACUGUUCUUCAGUUAUAGAAAAAGUUGAUCCUGUCGUCUUGUACUUCUCGGUGCUGGAGAUCAGGUUCAAGUUGACGCGGCGUCUCGGCUACCACUUCCUCCAGACCUACAUCCCGUCCGUGUCUGUAGUCGGCAUGUCAUGGGUCUCCUUCUGGAUCGACCCGGCCUCCGCUCCGGCCAGAACGGGACUCGGAGUGACCACUGUCCUGACCAUGGUCACGCUGAGCGGGAAAGUUAAACCAGCCCCAGAUCUGAACUACAUCCGGGCUAUUGACGUCUGGCUGCUCGGCUGCAAGCUCUUCGUCAUCCUGGCUCUGCUGGAGUACGCAUGCGUCAACUUUACCGUCUCGUCACAAAAGGUCAGUUUUUUUGUGAAAUCCACAGUGUUCACAGUCUCAAAUAUACAGCAAACUUACUUGUGUAUACAUCAGAGUGUAAACAGUAAAGACACUCCUAGACAUUUGAAUCAUCGGUUUUUCGUUAUUUCAGAGAGAAGAGAUGCUUGUCAAUGUCCCCAAACCACCAAGCACGACGGAGAGAAAAUCGGAAGUGACGCACUCCCCACAGGAAGAGCAUGGGAACGAGACUACCUGGAACGACAGGCUCGUUGAGGUGGGCAGGAAGCUCGGUCCCUGCAGGUUGGACCACGUGUCACGUGUGCUCUUUCCUGCCGCUUUCGUUGUCUUCGUUUGUUCAUAUUUUGUUGCAUACAUAUAUUAGUGAGAGAUAACGGUUCAAUCAAGUCAGAAUUAUCCCGAUAGAUGAAAUACCAUCUUUACCAACGCAUGUGGGGUUAUGGAGACGGUUUGUCGUGUAUUAUGGUUAUAAGGGUUAACCUACUACCAUUCUGAGAAACAAAUUUUUGCAACAAAACAGCAGUCUUAUAAUUAUGCUAGACUUUGUACAACAACAAUAGAUUAGAAGAAGCCAAUCACGAACUAUGUGAUCACCAU
Messenger RNA from Branchiostoma belcheri (Belcher's lancelet), 1504 nucleotides. RefSeq names its product glycine receptor subunit alpha-4-like. Gene Ontology annotation, molecular function: extracellular ligand-gated monoatomic ion channel activity; chloride channel activity; transmembrane signaling receptor activity. Bases 74 to 1162 code for a protein of 362 amino acids. Lineage: Eukaryota; Metazoa; Chordata; Leptocardii; Amphioxiformes; Branchiostomatidae. The record is from RefSeq and is a predicted model, not a curated record. Gene Ontology annotation, biological process: chemical synaptic transmission; nervous system process; signal transduction. Gene Ontology annotation, cellular component: neuron projection; synapse; membrane. The transcript is spliced from 6 exons.